Aspergillus ruber CBS 135680 is the source of this 975-nucleotide messenger RNA. RefSeq names its product HMG-box domain-containing protein. The transcript is spliced from 3 exons. Lineage: Eukaryota; Fungi; Ascomycota; Eurotiomycetes; Eurotiales; Aspergillaceae. The record is from RefSeq and is a predicted model, not a curated record. Bases 1 to 975 code for a protein of 324 amino acids.
AUGGUGCUGAACUUGGCUCCGCGGGGUGCGGGUGCUUUCCAGCCCCUUCACCUUGCUAAGGUCCUCUCUCGUCCUCGUGUCGCUUUCAUCCACAGCUAUGCUCGGCGCAUCUCUCCAGCUACGAAUGGUCUCAUUUCGAACCCAGCUACCAACGGUAUCUUUCCUGUCGUAGUUCGUGCUGGUAGUCUGAUCAAUUCCUACGCUACCACUGCUGGUCGCGGUCGUUCAAAGGCAGGAGCUCAGAAGAAGACGACCAAGAGCUCCAAGUCUGACGAGAAGGCCGCUCCCAAGAAAAAGGCAGCUAAGACCACAACCAAGCCCCAGUCCAAGGCCAAGCCAAAGCCGAAGCCGAAGCCGAAGAAGAAGGUCUUAACAGAGAAGCAGAAGGAGGCCAAGAAGGCUAAAGAAUUCCGUGAAAAGGUCAAGGAGCUCAAAGCUACUGCUUUGGAACCUCCAAAAAGGCUUCCAGAGCAGCCUUGGACUGUCACCUUCCAGAGUGUAUAUCCCGAAGCUGCGAAGAACAACGAAAAGGGUGUGCCAUCGUUCAGAGCCGCCGUGGAAUUGGCUAAGUCGAUCAGUCCGGAGCAGAAAGAGAGAUAUGUUGCUACUGCCCACGCUAACAGAGCCUCCAAUAUUGCCGCCUUCGACGAAUGGCUCAAGAGGCACACUCCUUUGCAAAUCAAGGAAGCGAACCACGCCCGCCGGAGGCUGGCACAGCUUGGGAAGGCUUCUCUCCCCCAACUUCACGAUAGCAGAUUAGUCAAGCGCCCCAGAACAGCAUACCUCUUGUACUUUACCGAACGAUUCGAACAUGGCGAUUUCAAGCACAUGGGUGCAAAGGAUAUGAUCAUUCGCGUGGCAGAGGAAUGGAAGGGCUUGACGGAUGCCGAAAAAUUGAAAUACCAGAAAUUGCAGGCGAGCGACCUUGACCGUUACAAGAAGGAGUACAAACAGACCUAUGGCCAGGAAGUCUGA